AUGGGUUCAUUUGAUGCUGUACGAGCACAAAUGCAGCAUUUGGAGCCGUUUGUACUGUCGGGAUGUAUCAGCGAUUGGAAGGCAUUUGGUUGGACGCGAGAACUGCUGGCGAAAAUUAUACAUCCAUCCGAGAACGGGUUUCUGGGCAUACGAUUGGGCCCGAAGGAACACCGCAGAGGAAACAUUUUAUUCGAAAAUCAGUCAAAAAUGGCAUACAUCUCCAGUCUGGAGCAGUUUUUCAAAUGGUUUGCUGGUGAAGAGAAACUUCUUGUGGACAACAAUUUGGUGGAUAGCACGCAGUGUUGGGGAUAUUUCGAUUACAAUGAUGUUUUCGAUAUUAUGGAUCCGGAACAUAUCAGCGAUAUAAGUUGGGCAUCGCUUGGUCUCCCAGCUGACCCGGUCGAUUCAGCCAUAUGGAUUGGUGGGUAUCCUAGUAUUUCUUCAACUGCUUAUUUGUACUUUGGUUCCGUCUCGUCUGUUAGCAUCUUGCAGCAAUAUUCACCAUGCUGCAAAUUCCUCUAG
Molecule: messenger RNA, 522 nt
Organism: Gongylonema pulchrum
Lineage: Eukaryota; Metazoa; Nematoda; Chromadorea; Rhabditida; Gongylonematidae
Source: the annotation of a GenBank genome assembly